GCCAGAGCCUGCGCGCUGCGCCCCGCGCGCCCCGCGCCCCGCGCCCCGCGCUGCCCGCGCGCCCGAGCCGGCAGGGGUUUCUUUCCCCCAUCGCGGUCAUGUCUCCGGGUCCAGCCCGGCGGGGUGGCGCGGCCCAGGCCCCGGAGCCCGCGGCGAGCGACCGCCAGGGACCAUGAUCCGGCUAGGCUGCUGGUGUGCGCGGCGGCCCCGCGGCGCGGCGUUCCCCGCGGGGCGGCGCUGGGGGUCGGGCGGGCCGGCGGGCCGGGCGGGCGGCCGCUCCCUGCGGGUGCUGGUGGACAUGGACGGCGUGCUGGCCGACUUCGAGGGCGGCUUCCUCAGGAAGUUCCGCGCGCGCUUCCCCGACCAGCCCUACAUCGCGCUGGAGGACCGGCGCGGCUUCUGGUUGUCGGAGCAGUACGGCCGCCUGCAGCCCGGCCUGAGCGAGAAGGCCAUUAGCAUAUGGGAAUCGGAAAAUUUCUUUCUUGACCUGGAGCCUCUACCGGGGGCUGUGGAAGCUGUGAAGCAGAUGGCCAACCUAGAAAACACUGAUGUCUUCAUCUGCACGAGUCCCAUCAAGAUGUACAAGUACUGUCCCUACGAGAAGUAUGCCUGGGUGGAGAAGCACUUUGGCCCCGACUUUCUGGAUCAGAUUGUGCUGGCCACAGACAAGACCGUGGUCUCCGCCGACCUUCUCAUAGAUGACCGGCCAGACAUCACAGGCAAGUGGCCUGCCGCAGGGGCCGAGCCGACCCCCAGCUGGGAGCACAUCCUCUUCACGGCCUGUCACAAUCGGCACCUGCAGCUGCAGCCUCCCAGCCGCAGGUUGCACUCGUGGGCAGACGACUGGAAGGCCAUUCUGGACAGCAAGCGGCCCCGCUGAGCUGGACUGUGCUCCGUCCGGGCUUCUCCGCAGGGCCCCUGGCCUCAGGGCUCCCACCUCAGGGCCUGUGAGGGGUGGGGGGGGGAGGGCUAGUGUUCUGGCCCGGGGCUCCCUCUCCGAUGUCCCGGGCCCACUGCAUGUCUCCCCCCUUUCCCCAGCCCUGCCAGGCCUUAAACUGAUCUCGGGGCAGGGCUGGCCCAGGGGCCCUGGACAAGACACGUGCCCCCCGGGGGAUGCAGGCUGACCUCAGGCCACGGCCGGGCUGCCCAGGGCUCGGGGCUCCAGACCGGAAGGAGCCGAGGGUCCAGCAGGCCUCCCCCACCCCUCAGGGAAGUCCCCACUCCCGGGUCUGCGGCUCAUCGGCGAGGGUGCCAGCAGUGAGGUGCUUCCGGAGUGAGAGGGCCCCGAGCCCUCAUUCUGAGCUGCAGCCCCUUCCCUGCCUGCCCACCUGGUCCCCGCUCCCCUAGGGACCCACCGUGGAUUCAGCAGACACCCUGAAUUCCAGGGCACGCCCGUCUCCAGGCACCGCACGCCAUCCUGCCUUUGACCGGCUCCGAGAUUUCUUGUACCUCCGGCCCUGGGGCCCUGCUCGGGGCACAGCACAGUCAGCAGGCUGCAACGUCUGCUGAAGGCCUGGAAAAUAAAUGCUGUUCACGUGUCACUCAAGGAGUGGCCACCUCUA
This is a messenger RNA of Prionailurus viverrinus (fishing cat), 1562 nucleotides long. RefSeq names its product 5',3'-nucleotidase, mitochondrial (gene NT5M). Gene Ontology annotation, biological process: pyrimidine deoxyribonucleotide catabolic process. The record is from RefSeq and is a predicted model, not a curated record. The coding region runs from base 173 to 880 and encodes 235 amino acids. Gene Ontology annotation, molecular function: 5'-nucleotidase activity. Lineage: Eukaryota; Metazoa; Chordata; Mammalia; Carnivora; Felidae. The transcript has 5 exons.